Molecule: messenger RNA, 3825 nt
Organism: Verticillium nonalfalfae
Lineage: Eukaryota; Fungi; Ascomycota; Sordariomycetes; Glomerellales; Plectosphaerellaceae
Exons: 4
Coding region: 1-3825 (1274 amino acids)
Biological process (GO): cell volume homeostasis; chloride transmembrane transport; potassium ion import across plasma membrane
Cellular component (GO): membrane
Molecular function (GO): potassium:chloride symporter activity
Source: RefSeq, a predicted model, not a curated record
AUGUCCGCCGACGACAAACGGCCCAGCCUCUCCGGCUCGGACGUAUCGAAGAAAGCCACGAAGCUUGGUGUCGUGUCCGGUGUCUAUAUACCUGUCUACCUCAACAUCCUGAGCAUUCUCAUGUUCCUGCGAUUCGGCCUCAUCCUUGGGCAGCUCCCAGGCCUGCUCAUCACAGCGUAUCUCGUCGACUUCUUGACCACGCUGUCUCUAUCUGCCAUCGCGUCCAAUGGCGAGGUCAAGGGCGGCGGUGCCUACUACCUCAUCUCGCGCUCUUUGGGACCCGAAUUCGGCGGCUCGAUUGGCGUCUUGUUCUAUCUCGCCCAGGUGCUCAACACGGCCCUCAACGUCGUGGGCCUCAUCGACUGCAUCAGGAUGAACCUGGGACCUGCCUUCCCUCAGGGCUACUGGACAAUCUACGGCUUCGAAACCGCUGCUUUGCUCGUCUGCACCGCUCUCGGCUUGGCCGGGAGCAGCAUCUUUGCCAAGGCGAGCAAUGGCCUCCUCGUCAUCUUAACGUUGGCCAUACUGAGCAUACCUGUUUCGGCCAUCUUCAAGACCCCUUUCCAGGAUGACGACCUGGGUAUCGAGUUCACGGGCGUCAGCCUACAGACGCUGAUAGACAACUUCGUCCCCCACACCCAAGGCGCUGCGUACAAGGGGUUCGAGACAUUCCGCGAGCUCUUUGGCAUCCUUUUCCCGGCCACAUCCGGCAUCUUUGCGGGUGCGUCCAUGUCUGGUGACUUGCGCAAUCCAAGCAAGGCCAUUCCCAAAGGCACGCUCUGGGCCAUGCUCACCACGUUCAUCGCCUACUUGGUCGUCAUCUUCUCCCUCGCUGCGAGCACCACGCAUGCGUCGUUCCUUCGCAACACCAAUGUCAUCUCUCUGACGAAUCUUUCUGCCCCUCUGAUCCUCGCAGGAGAGUGUGCCGUCACGUUCUUCUCCGCCGUCAUGGGUCUCAUUGGGGCGGCCAAGCUGAUGCAGGCCCUCGCCCGAGACCAACUUUUGCCCGGCCUCACCGUGUUCGGCAAGGGGACCAAAAAGGCGGAUGAGCCUGUUGUGGCCAUCAUGUUGACAUAUGCCAUUGCCCAGAUAGCCAUGCUUGCCAACUUGAACCAGAUCGCCACCUUGAUCUCCAUGGGAUACCAGAUGACCUUCUUCGUGAUGAACCUUGCCUGCUUCCUACUCAAGAUUGGGUCAGCACCCAACUUCAGGCCAGCUUUCAAAUUCUUCAGCUGGCAGACCGCAUUCGCUGGCAGCAUCUUGUCGGCCGCGGCCAUGUUCUUCAUAGACGACUCAUACGCGGCAUCUGCCGUCUGUCUGCUCGUGUUCUUGUUCUCGUUGAUUCAUUAUCUCAGCCCGCCGAAGAGCUGGGGCGACGUCUCGCAAAACCUCAUCUAUCAUCAGGUCCGCAAGUAUCUGCUCCGACUGCGGCCGGAGCACAUCAAGUUCUGGCGGCCCCAAAUCAUUCUCCUCAUCAACAACCCAAGAUCCCAGACUCGGCUGAUUCAGUUUUGUAACUCCAUGAAGAAGGGGUCACUCUACAUCCUAGGCCACGUCAUUGUCACCGAUGACUUCAACACCGGGGUGCACGAAGCCAGACUGCAGCAAGCUGCGUGGACAAACUACAUCUCAGAAAAGUCGAGGAUCAAGGCAUUUGUCCAAUUGACCAUGUCGCCUUCGAUCAACUGGGGCAUCCGAAACUUGAUCUUGUCGGCAGGUCUUGGCGGCAUGAGGCCGAAUAUUGCCGUCAUGGGCUUCUACAACAUGGAUGAGCUUCGCAACUCCCGUCCUGCUGUCAAGGUGCCCGAAGUUCCAGCAUCUCCCACGAAGACACAGAAAUCCCCCUUGAAAUCGAGCAAGGGGCCGCGUAGACGUCGCGGAGAUACUUCUGCGCGCCUACUCGAGGGCUUCCUACCUACCGACGUCAUUCGAACGGAGAGCAUGAUGAGUGUGACGAGUUACAUGACAAUGUUGGAAGACCUCGCCCUACGGUACAAGCUCAAUGUCGCUGUGGGCAAGGGCUUUCAAGCUCUGGAGACACCCCGAAAGGACAGGGCCAAUACGAAAAAGUACAUUGACCUGUGGCCGAUACAAAUGUCCGCCGAGCUCCUCUCCGACGGCAAGAGCGUACUGACAACGAAUUUUGACACAUACACCUUGAUCCUGCAAUUGGGCUACAUACUGGAGAGUGUGCCGGCCUGGAAGAGCGCAUAUGACCUGCGUGUCAUGGUAUUUGUGGAGUAUGAGAGUGAGCUUGCGGAAGAACGGGCCAGGGUGCAGGCACUUCUUGAUAAGCUCAGGAUCGAGGCCGAGGUCCUCGUAUUUUGGCUGGCUUCGGGCGAGUUGAAGACCUACGAGCUCAUCAUCAAUGGGCGCUCGGAUGACGUCGACACGGAUAUCGUUGUCAAUGACGUUCUCUCGAACGAGGAGUGGUGGGACGAUCUUCAAAAAUUCAGGGGUCGCGCCUCCAACAUGAGCUCCAGUCAAGAACUGAAAUCACUGGCAAGUAUUGUCGAAUCAACUGCAGGCCGACCAGGGGUUUUCAAUCCGCACGUGCCGCUGGACGAGACUGGCGGCAAGCGACGCACGAGCAUGGUCCAUCUGGGGGAUAUCCCACGCAAGACGCAAGCGUCUAGACUGGGCCGGCUCGGCGUGAGCAUGGGGAUUCACACCUCACAUCUUGGGGACGAAGUUUUUGGAGAGGAUGACGAUGUCUUUGACGAAGAAGACAUGGGCGGAGGAGAGAAUGCGGUCGACAGCUUCGACUCUGACUCGGAUUACCGCCAUGUCGAUGAACCAGCCAGCGAAGACGAGGAUGGCGUCGUAGACAACAGCGAGCUCGCGAGACGCCCUCUUCUUUCUAUCAAAGGUGGUGGCAGAAGUCAGAGCGAUGACCUGCUCACUAAAAUGCCGUCCGCGAGGAAACAUACAAAGACACGCGGUGUAGGAAGAGGGUCGGCGUAUGGCACCAUGUCCACCGAAACAACGGCGAACACACUAUACAACAAGGGAGCAUCUCACGUCGAGAUCGAUGACGGUCAGCCAGACUCGUCCGUCGUGAACACGUCCGAACCUUCGAGGCUGCCACGAACCCUGUCAAGCAGAUCGCUGCAACCGCCCACGCCUGGAGAUGCCUUCCCAUCGCUCCCGAAUGAGACGUCACAGGACGCUUCUGGCGUGCCCACCCCGAUGCGACCACAAUUCUCCCGCCAGUCGUCGGCCGCACGCUUCUCCAGCCGACCAGUGCCAGAGACCAAGGUUGCAGUCGAAGGCAACUCGGGCCCGACCAUCAUGUUCGCCGAGCCCACCGCGGGACCCUCCCGGCCAACCUUUUCGCGGCAGUCCUCCAUGGGCAGGUUCCCGACCCAGCCCAGCGGCGACACCAAAAACACCACCGGCUCCUCCACUCCGGGCAUCACGUUUGCCGAGCCGGUAUACCACUCCCGGCGACCGUCGCUUGUUUCGACUGUUGAUCCCGGCGACGUCCAACUGAACAUGGCCGAGAUUAUCGAGCGCUACCGCCUCGAGGCUGGCCCCCACGACUCGGACGAGAGCGGCGGUGCCACCUACUCGACGCAAGGCGUGGCUCUUUCAUUCAACGACCUGCCUAGUCGCGCGCAGCACCUCAUUCUCAACGAACUCAUGCGCCAGUACAGUGGCGACGCAGCUGUACUAUUCACCACGCUGCCGAUUCCUGCCGAGGGCACGUGCCGCGACGAGGCAGCGAGCAUUCAGUACCUGUCUGAUGUUGAGGUUCUGUGCCAUGAAUUGCCACCCGUUCUGCUCGUGCUGAGCAAUAACAUGACCGUGACGGUGGGGUUGUAA